AUGGCGAACAUCACAUUCGAUACGGAGUUGAUGGUCAACCAUAUCGCUGCCACGCCGGCGGCGGCAGGGUCUGUGUUCACCACGGUGCUUGAGCCCAUCACGCGGCGACCAGCCGUGAUUAGCUUGAGCAAUGAGAGUCCCCCGGUGCUUGAAUUGAUCAAGGAAGACGACGCCGGCAACCGCAACUUGGUGGACCUUGGAGGAAAGCUGAACCUGCCUUCUGGGGCUGUCAUACAAGCCUUCGUGGCAGAACAGGAUGAGGUCUUGAAGAUCUAUCUCGCUCUCGCCGUCAAGAAUGACAAGAGUUCCGACGUCUAUGUUUGUAAACCCUUUCUCCUCGACAAUCUGGACGGAAUUUCCUUGUAUCCGCAACAGACCAUGCCUACAGUGAACAAGCUCUUCAUGGUAAGUACCGCCCAUUCGUCAUCAGGACUGAGGCUGAAUCACAUCCAGGGCGCUGUGACCAAUCCUGGUUCUUUCCCCCUGCUGGUCGCAGACAUUCAACCGCCAGCAAGACAAAGCAGCAGGAGCAGCGACCUCAAAGCCAUCUGGGUCGACGGCGACACGACGCAGAUGCUGCAGACUUUCGAACUCCCCCAAAAUGCGGACAGGAUCAUAUCCGUUGCGGUCGCGUCGUAUGGCAUCCUCGGCAAAGGUCUUUGGGUUCUGUAUUCCACCCAGAACCAGGCGAAGCUGGUCUGUAACCUGGCCAGGCCCGGGACUGAUGGCACGGCCUUGCACUUUCAGCGUCUCGAACCGUCGUGCGACCCCAGAGCGACGGCUAUUGCCUCGUAUACCGACAAGAACCAACAGUCUGGUCUCCUCGUGGGAACGCCAAAGGGGCUGUACACCAUUUCUGCACAGGGCUGUAUUAAUUCGACAGACUUGCACACUCUUAUUGCUGAAGACAGCUUCUUUAAAGCACCGGCCAGCAUUUCCGUAGCGCAAGAUGGACCGAGUUUGACCGUCUGGGGUCUCAGCCGGGACGGGCAGCUGGGAUACUUGACGACUGAUUCGACAAGUGUCGAACGGGCACACCAGUCCGGAACGGUCCUGCUGGGAAAACAGUCGUCAGCGUCCUUUUCGGCGUCCAUUUCUCAGCGCAACCCCGGUGCCAAACUCAAUGCCAUUACUCAAACAGUCAUCUCGAAUGAUUCCCAGGGGAAUCUAACGCUACUGGCCCAGAGCCAGGAUACUGGGAUAUGGAGGUCCGAGCCGUUUGGGAUUGCCCACUACACCAAGACCAUCGAGGUUCAAAGCUACGCCGUGAGGGUGACAAUCAAGGACGAGAAGAAUCUUCCCAUCUCAAACGGCGAGGUGUGCGUUGUAGCGUCAUCCGACGCAACUGCAUAUGUCAAUGGCAGAACUUAUAACAUCACCUCGGACCUCGAGGGGACCUGGCUGCCCUUGGACUCUGCAGGCUUGCUCUCCAUGAUCGUGGCCACCAACAUGAUCUCUGGCCGCUCCUUCCGCGUCGUCCAGAUCACUGAUAAUCAGAAAAAGGAUGUGGAGAUGGCAGACCGGACCGUCAGGAUCGACCCGAGCUUGAAGGUGGUGCGGAAUCUGUGCUCCAAGCUCGGCGGUGACGCCGAUUUGAGUAGCCUGAAGACGCAAUCUGGCCAGAGCCUGUGGUCGGACGGCAACACACCAGGACAGGAAGAUUUGAAGACGGCACACGAAUGCUUCAAGAAGCUGAGCCAGGCGCACUCGGAUGUCUUGAAUCCUAGGUCGUCACGGCGAGUCGACGGCGGUGCAGCGCUAAAAGAUAUUGGUGACUGGACGAUGGAUGCGUUCCACCACGUCAAGGUCGCAUUAGACGAUGCGGUCGCCUGGGUGAUUGAGCAGGUCGAAGGAGUGUGGCGCUUCGUGUGCAAGAUAGCAGGUGAGAUGAAGAGGUUUGUGCUGGACACGAUUGAGAAGAUUGGUGAGGCUGCACAAUGGGUCUGGGAGAAGAUCAAACUGGGGUGGGAUAAAUUGCUCGAUUUCUUGGGACAUCUGUUCGGCGACGACAUCUACAACCUCCUUCUCGGCAGUGUCGACUGGAUAUCGGAUGGCAUUCACAAGGUGGAACCCAAGGUAGAAGGCUUCUUUGACAACUUGAAGGGGAUAGUCAAAGUUCCGACCUUGACCCAACCGGCGUCGACUAACAUGAGUCAGAGCGGCAAGAGCAGCUCCUCCGCCAAAGCAUCUGAUAGUCCCGCGUUCAACUACCUGACUGAUAGGAUGAAGAACGGCAACCCUGGCGCGGCAGCCGCGGCGUCAUCGCCAUCGACGAGCAAGCCCUCUGGAGCCGGCGAACCGUCCUUUGAAGAGAUCUUGAAGCCGCUCGGAGAAAGCCUGAUGAAGCUGGUGACCGACCUCGCCCACGACGUCUCCGACCUGUUCCACGGCAUGGGCGAUCUCUCUCCCAGCCAGCUAUUUGCGAAGCUGGGAAACGACCUCCUCGUCAACGUCAUCGACGUGGUCAAGUCCAUCGUCGUGGGUGUAUUGAAGUUCCUGCGCAAGUCCAUCGGCCUCUUCAAGGAUCUGGUGACGGGCAAGAUCAACGUGCCCAUCAUCUCGGCCCUGUACAAGCUCUGCACGGGCAACGACUUGAACUGGCUCAAGCUGGUAGCGUUCAUCCUGGGCUUCAUGACCUGUACCAUGUCGAGGAUCGUCACGGGCAAACCUCCCCCGAGGCUUCAGGACCCGGGUCAGAAAUUCCUCGACAAGAUGGUCGACGGGGGUGCGUCCGAGGUGGAGCAAAAAGGAAACGCCCUCUUCUUCUCCGGAGUCGGGAUGAGCAUCAGCGCAGUCAAGAUCGUCUACGACGCCAUCGCCGUGGCCAAGAGCGUUUCCAAGGUCGGAGCCGCCCAGACGGCCGUCACGAGCGUCAAGACCGAGGCUUUCGGCGUCGCCAUGGACAUUGCCACCAUCGUCUGCAUCUUCCCGACCGAUCCCCAGACGCCGGGGUACGAGAUCCGCAAGUGGAUCACGUACAUCAACGCAGCCAGCGUCGGCAUGGACCUGGCGUUGAUGUUGGGCAGCCAGGGCCCCAACCCGGCGGCAGAAAAGGGCGUCGCGAUCUUCAAGUUCGCCACCGACCUGGUCAGUGCGUGUCUGUACGGCAUCGUCUUCUCCAAAGAGCUCGACGCCGAGAAGAAGUCCUGGCCCGACAAGGACGACGACCUGACAAACUGUGCCAUUUGCGAGGACGUCUUUGGCACCGUCAAGAGCUGCGGCAAGCUCAUCUGUGCCGUGUCGGCCGAGUCGCCGCAGUCUGCCGCCGUUGGGCUCGCCGUCAUGGCAGCCGCGGGUCUUGGGUUGACGGUCAACAAGGGAUUCACCCUGAAUCGUACCGCCGAGGUGAAUCCAAAGUGCUAUCGCGGGGCUUUGUGUUGA
This is a messenger RNA of Fonsecaea pedrosoi CBS 271.37, 3381 nucleotides long. RefSeq lists its product as uncharacterized. NCBI's taxonomy places the organism in Eukaryota, Fungi, Ascomycota, Eurotiomycetes, Chaetothyriales, Herpotrichiellaceae. The coding region runs from base 1 to 3381 and encodes 1126 amino acids. The transcript has 5 exons. The record is from RefSeq and is a predicted model, not a curated record.